AUGGAAAUCGACACCGCUCAAGCUUCCCCUACGGCCGACAGGGCCUGCAAUUCUUGCAGACAACGUCGAGUCAAGUGUGACAAGAGAUUACCCGGGUGUCAACGAUGUGAGAAACUAGGGAGACCUUGUACCGGUUAUGACUUGGAACGCAAAUUCCUAGACGAGGGUAUCAAGGUUCGGAGGAAAUAUGAUGGCAACUAUCAGUCUCUUCCCGACCUAUCAAGAGAGACCGUCCUCGUCACUUCUGCCAAACCUCCUUCAGUUUCGGGGCUGGAUAACCAGCAUUCCAAUGUACCCUCAUACGAUGGAAGCGUGACACGGUCUAACCCAACCAUUCCGCAAAUCAUUUCGCCGCCAUCACCUCCUUCCACCACAAGAUCAUCGCUCAGUAACGUCCAAUAUCCUGCCUUUGGGGUUCUUCCUCCGCCAACGUCAAACUUCAAUGCAUUUGCCGAUACUUCUCCCCAACCUCCUGUCAGUCUCCCUGUCUCCAAUAUUCCAACAAACCUCCAACCGCCACGGCCACCGCCAAACCAUGACAAUUUUCAACAUUCCCAAGAUCAUCCUACCGCCAAGCUGUUACACGGCAAACCCCAAUAUGCUCCGUCGGAAAUGGACACCUCGGUCAGUGAGGACUAUUUCGACCUGGAUAUCGAGACAUAUUAUGCCAAAGGGAAUAAUGCAUGUGGAUUUAUUCCUGGCUUGCCGGUGAUCCUCACCGAUACAAGUGAACCGGAAACCGACGAUGAUUUCUUGACCAGUGAUUACGCAUCGCUUAGCGGGAGAUCGUCUGUAUAUGAUAGCUCGGAAGGAAAUCGACCCCGUCCAGAAUACAGCCAAAAAUACCUCCAUGAACGAACCAUUGAAUUGACAUGUCUGACUCGUCAUUUUGUACAAUCCAUAUCUCCAUCAAUGGACCUCUUUGAUCUCGAUACGUAUUUUAGUCGAAUUGUACCCCUGAAGGCGGUCCAAAAUGGCAUGUUGAGAUCCGCCAUGGCGGCCGUUGCAGCGAAUCAAAUCGGUCAAUUGAUGGCCAAUCAUUCUCCAGUAGAGGACCUUCAACACCUCUUACCUUUCAUAGGAGACGAUGCCGUUUUGCAGCAUACAGACUGGUUUUAUAAGGCCGCCAAUUACUACGACCGAGGGAUAUCAUACUUGAGAAUCUUCUUACAGCGAUGGCUCAAUGACCCAAGUAAUGAUGGAUUGACUGGACACGCUUCAAGAUAUAAUGCGACAACAAAUUUAUCCGAGUCCAGCAAUACAAGCGCCGCCGUUGGCAUCACCUCUCCACACAAACGACGACGGAUCGGUAGAAACCAGUCAACAGAUGGAGCAGAUAUGGAAGCGUUGGUGGCGGCAAUAUCAGUUUUCUCGCUGUAUGAAUCUCUGGACAAUUUCACGGAUGACUGGUCACAGCAUCUUGACGGCUUCAAAGCGCUGCUGGAAGCGAAAAUCCUUCCUCAAGCCAUUUCUUUACCACGACCCCGAGCAGAACCAUUCAUUUCGAUGAAAGCGGGGCGUGCGGCGUUCUGGAAUUUUGCUCGAGCGGAUUACUUGGCGGCAUAUGUCAAUCACUCCAAAACUCGUCUGGAUCCGGACAAUUUGACCAUGUGGAAAGCUGCAGGACUCCCUCUGACGGAUGACGGGACCUUGGCUUAUUGUGAUCCAUCCCCGCCCAGCAACGCGAUCGUCGCCUAUCAAUCAAGUGAUAGGGAAGACCUGGUAUCGUGCACAUUAAUCUGGAUCGUGCUGCGGGUUAUGAACUUUGUUGCUCCUCACGAUGACACGUUGACAGCCAACACAACCGGCACUCCACAAGGUCUGGAAAGUCCGGCUUCAACAGUUAUCAGGACUGGAUCAGACGGCCCGACGUCGAGUCUGAUACAAAGUCGUAUCGCGCGGUGGAAAAAACUCCGCCGCCAACUUGAAGACUGGUUCGACAAUCUUCCCUUCACCUUCCAACCGUAUGCGAUGAUGGGUGCGGGAUCCCAAUACCCCUCCGACCAACCACCCGAGGGUAGACCACGAUUCACCCGCCUCUUCUUCAGCGUACCCAUGUGCGCCGCGGCGCUGCAGCUCUAUCACUUUGCACAGAUUUUGCUUCUGCUCAAUCAACCCGUUGACGAAAGCGACUCGCGCAACCUCGCCAAUCGCAUCCGCAUGUUCCGCACCGUCUCCGAGGAAUCCGAGCAUCAUAGUCGGCAGAUCUGUGGCAUUGCCCUAGGAAAACCCCCUCCUGCCGUUAGCAGGCAGAUGGUGCAUUCGCUGUAUUUGGCGGGCUUGUGCUUUGAAGAGAAAGAUGACAGGCUCGUGGUAUUGGAGCUUUUACAUAAUAUCGAGAAGGAAACGGGUUGUUCGACGGCCCAUCGCGUCCGAGACCUCAGACAGCAAUGGGGAUGGAAUGAGGAUGACAAUGUUGUGCGCGGAAAUUAUGCCUGA
Messenger RNA from Rhinocladiella mackenziei CBS 650.93, 2439 nucleotides. RefSeq lists its product as uncharacterized. The transcript has 5 exons. The record is from RefSeq and is a predicted model, not a curated record. Gene Ontology annotation, molecular function: transcription cis-regulatory region binding; DNA-binding transcription factor activity, RNA polymerase II-specific; zinc ion binding. The coding region runs from base 1 to 2439 and encodes 812 amino acids. Gene Ontology annotation, cellular component: nucleus. NCBI's taxonomy places the organism in Eukaryota, Fungi, Ascomycota, Eurotiomycetes, Chaetothyriales, Herpotrichiellaceae. Gene Ontology annotation, biological process: positive regulation of transcription by RNA polymerase II.